AUGAUUGAAAAAUCAAAGUCAUCAGAUAUAGACACCAAAACUUUUGUUGAGAAAGAAAAAUCAAAGUCAUCAGAAAUAGAAACCAAAACUUCUAUUCAGAAAGAUUGUCUUUCUAAAAGUAAUAACGAAUUAUUCAUAAAUAUUUUCUAUGAAAAUCAAUUAUCAUUUACUGAUAAAGUUAAAUUAAUCGUUGAUAAAAGAGAUUGGGGAAUUUCAAUUAACGACAGAAAAACAUCCUCCAACACACUUUGUGAUAUUUAUUUUGUAAAUCAUUUCAUAAAGUCUGGAAGAAAGUUAUCAGCGUUAGAUGUUACAAAAAAAAAUUUAAGUGUUGAAGAAAAAAAUCUAUUAAUUCAAUGUUCAGCUAAUGUACGCAAUGUCUUCUUUUAUUGUCCAAUUAAAUUAGAAGGAUGGAAACCAGUAAAUAAGAUUGAAGGGCUUGCAAUAUACAUCUCUAGUUAUUUAGUAACGAAGAAAGAAUUUGAACAAAACUUUCUUCCAUGGAUAAAUCUUUGUGAAAAACUGACUCUUAAACUUCAUGACGACAUCGAUUUUAUUCAAGAUGUAUAUGAAUGGAUUCGCUGUUUGAAUAUUAAAUGGUUGUCGAUUAACUACCGUGGAAAAUACUUUUAUAACCUCAACGAAUUAAAAAGCUUUAUAACUCAGGAAAAAUGUUUAAUAUCUUAAAGAUAUAAAAAAAAACAA
Hydra vulgaris (swiftwater hydra) is the source of this 705-nucleotide messenger RNA. Lineage: Eukaryota; Metazoa; Cnidaria; Hydrozoa; Anthoathecata; Hydridae. The record is from RefSeq and is a predicted model, not a curated record.